AUGGCCAAACGUGUAUGCAUCAUCGGCGCCGGCCCCUCCGGCCUCGUCGCCGCAAAGACCCUCCUUCACAACGCACCAAAGGGCGCAUUUGACGUGACAAUCUUCGACACCCAACGACGCAUCGGCGGACUAUGGCCCACGCGCCGCGAAGAUGUCGACGGCCUCGUCCACCCCCUCAUGCUCGCCAACCAGAGUAAGCACACCGUGCAGUUCAGCGAUCUCGCCUGGGCCCCCGAGGACCCGGACUUCCCGCGCGCCUGGAUGAUUGGCCGGUACCUGGAACGAUACCUCGAGCACUACCUUAAGGGCGCCGAAGCCGCCGCCGCCGCCAAUGUGAAGCUUGGUCACCGCGUCAUCGAGACAGAACUCUCUGACGACGACGGCUCAUGGACCGUCACCGUCGAGAGCGACGCCGGCGGGAGGGAGACGAGCGUGUUUGACUACCUGCUCGUAUCCUCCGGCUACUUUGGCAAGCCCAUCGUGCCGGACGUCGUCUCUGGCGGUACCGGCACGGAGAUUCCCGUGGUUCACAGCAGCAAAUACCGCGAUCUUCAGACCCUGUUCCCGGGCGGCGUGAAGAACGGCGGCAAGAUCCUGGUUGUGGGAGGGCAGAUGUCUGGCGUCGAGAUCGCUGGGACCAUUGCCACGCACAUUUCCUGCGCCGUAAACGCGCCGGACCCGAGCCCUGUGCCGAACGCGGAGAAGCUCACGGUUGAGCAUCUCACGCAGCGUCCGACGUGGGUGUUUCCCCUCCACACCACACCAAAGCCCGUCGCAACAGCAGCCCCCUUCCUACCCCUAGACUUCCCAUCCUACAACCUCAGCAACCGCCCCCAACCCCUUGAUAACAGCCAAGGCCACAUCACCCCAGACGCCGCACGCCUAACCCACGGCAUCUACACAAUCUCCCUUGGCCAAGACCAAUCCGACUUCUCCCCGUCCGUCGCCGUAACCCCCAAACACCACUCGGACCCAGCCUACCUCGCCGUUUCGGAGAACUACAUGGAAUUCGUCCGCGCCGGCCUCAUCAACAUCACGACCGGCAAACUCGACUCCAUCACCGGCACAACCGCAAAGAUCACAAACCCUUUCUCCUCCUCCUCCACCGCCUCCGACAUCGAAAACAUCGCAGCCGUCAUCCUCGCAACAGGCUUCGAUCCCUCCCCCUGCCUCUCCUUCCUUCCCUCCUCCGUUCUCACGACCCUGAAACACUCCCCCUCUCAUCCCUCCCUCCCCCUUGCCCUCUCCUUUCACGGAACCCAAGUCAAAGACCUCCCGACCCUCGGUUUCGUAGGCUUCUACAGAUCUCCCUACUGGGGCGUAAUGGAAAUGCAAGCCCGCUUCCUCUCCGCCCUCUGGACACCAACCUCCAUCAGCCCGCGCCCACCAUCCCUCACCGAAGCCCUCCUAGACGACGCCUCCGACUGGCGCACCGUCUCCCUCCGUGACGACCCUCGCGCCUCCCAAUUCCCAAUGGGCGACUACGCCUACCUAAUGUCCCAAUUCUCCCUCGCCCUCUCCAUACCCAUCUCUCCGCCCGCCUCACCCCUAACCCCAGCCCUCCCACACAACAACAAACCAAUGGACAUCCUCACCCCAGCACGCUACCUCUCCCCCCUCGCCUCCGAAUCCGCCAAAGCAGAAGCCGAAACCUCCCUAGCACAAACAAAUAAGACUGCGAUCGCAGGCCUAACGACAUCCCGCUUCGUCCCCCGCGCCGUCUUCCGCAGCUUACUCGGAACAUGGAAGCUAGAACGCGAUCUCACAAGUAGACUACCAAGCCACCCAAGCGGCCACUUCAGCGGCACAGCACAAUUCCUCCUCCGCAACAAGACCGCCGACGGCCUCAAGUGCGCCGCCAGCACUUCCACCCCAGAGGAAAACUCCACAGAUACCGACGAUGACGCCCUGGCAACGGAAUACCUCUACAUCGAAGACGGCGAGUUCCGCGCCUCCAACGGCCUCGUCUUCCGCGCAACCCGCCGCUACGUCUGGCGCUACGACGAGAAGAAAGACAUGAUCAGCGUCUGGUUCGCAAAAGUCAACAAGCCGAAGAAGGCAGAUUACCUCUUCCACGAGAUCGAGUUUGAGGGCCCACCGCAAGACGACCGGAAGCCUUGGCAGGCAAAGGCUGGGCACCUCUGCAUUGACGAUUAUUAUGAUGUCAAGUACGAUUUCGCGUUCAAGGCUGUGAACCUCAAGGAGUGGAAUAUCCAGUAUACUGUCAACGGGCCGCAGAAAGAUUACACGAUACAUGGCAUCUAUAGACGAUAG
This is a messenger RNA of Colletotrichum godetiae, 2274 nucleotides long. RefSeq lists its product as uncharacterized. The transcript has 3 exons. The record is from RefSeq and is a predicted model, not a curated record. Gene Ontology annotation, molecular function: NADP binding; N,N-dimethylaniline monooxygenase activity; flavin adenine dinucleotide binding. Bases 1 to 2274 code for a protein of 757 amino acids. NCBI's taxonomy places the organism in Eukaryota, Fungi, Ascomycota, Sordariomycetes, Glomerellales, Glomerellaceae.